Molecule: messenger RNA, 1095 nt
Organism: Penaeus chinensis
Lineage: Eukaryota; Metazoa; Arthropoda; Malacostraca; Decapoda; Penaeidae
Product: carbonic anhydrase 7-like
Exons: 9
Coding region: 1-1095 (364 amino acids)
Molecular function (GO): carbonate dehydratase activity; zinc ion binding
Source: RefSeq, a predicted model, not a curated record
AUGUUGCGUGACGCAGCAUUCAGAACCGGCACCAUAUACCUUGCACAGAGGCACCACACCAUAACCCAAAGAGUCCCCUCCCACAACACUAUGGAAAAGGAUAAACUGGCAUCUCCUCCGGGCUCCGUGGCACUCCGAUUCGCCUUCGCGUCUGCACUUGAGGAAUCGGAGUUCCCCAGAACCAGGACUGAGUUGCCAGUGAGCGGAGUCAUCAACAACACGGGGCACAGUGUGGUGUUCACCCUGGGAGUCACCGGUCACCAUCACCCUAGUAUCAACGUGACGGGGGGUCCUCUGUCCUACCGGUACCAGGUCAGCCACGUGCAGGUCCACUUCGGAGCCGGAGAUCACAUCGGAUCCGAACACACCGUCAACGGCACCGCUUUCCCUGCAGAGCUUCAAGUCUACGGAUUCAACUCACAGCUAUUCAGUAACUUCUCAGAAGCUGUCAACCGUGCUCAUGGCGUGGUGGCUAUUUCUGUCCUUCUUCAGUUGGGAACCCAGGGGCACCCGGGGCUGCGGCCGCUGACGGAUGCGGUGCAGCGGGUGCGGUGGGCCGGAACCUCCUCGCUGGUGGAGCGCGUGAGCGUGCGCGCGCUCCUGCCCGACAGCCACCACUACAUCACCUACGACGGGUCUCUCACGCAGCCCCCCUGCCACGAGACCGUCACCUGGGUCCUCGUCAACCGCCCAGUCUACAUCACCAAGCAGCAGCUCCACGGCCUGCGUCAGAUACACCAGGGCAGCAAGGACGUACCAAAGGGCAAAAUGCUGAAUAACUACCGACCAACUCAGCAGCUGUAUCAUCGGCCGCUGCGAACGAACAUUGACUUCACCAACAGCAGGCAGCUGCACUGUCCCUCCAUGGCCCCGCAGAUGUAUUAUACAGGUGAGUCCGCCUUGGCUGCGAUUGCCUGGCCAACACGUGGAGGUAAUGACACACCAUUCGUAGUCAGCGGAAGGUUGUUGUGGUUGAACUGCCAAGGGGCCAUCAGCAAGCAGCAACGCGCAGAGGUAGCUGAUACUUCAGCAGUCAUCAGGAACAAGGAGUGGUUCCUGAUACUUCGACCGUCAGGGGCAAAUAGGAGCUCCUGA